UCGGACCUUCCGGUUGAAAAUGGCCCUCUUCUCCUUCUUCCUCUCCUUCUUCUCCUCCGGCUCCGCUUCUCUCUCCCCGGGGCGCUGCUCAGCUGGCUGCCGGUCUCACUAACGCGGACCCCGGGCGUGGGGAGCGAUGCGAGCCGGAGCUCCGGGCUCCGCGCCGCGGUAGGAGGCCCCGUGUCCGGCCGAAGCUGAUGGGAACCGCGGCGGCCGAAAGGCGGAAGACUGCGCAGCAACAGCCCGGAGAGGAGGCGCCGCGCGGCCGUUAGCCCGGUCCCCGGAGCGGCGGGACCCGGCGGAGCAGACUUUCAGACUGGUGCCGUGUCUCCAUGGAUCCCCGGAGAACCUGAGCGCCGCAGAACCCCCGACUGACCACACCCCCCACAUGGCGAGCCGGAGGAAGUCCACCACGCCCUGCAUGGUCCCGGCACGGGACGGGCCCGAGCCGGAGGACGGCGCGGCGGCGGCGGCGGAGGAGGAGCCGGAGGAGGCGGCAGCGGCGGCGGCGGCGGGGGACCCCGGCGCGGCGGAGGGCGGGUACGAGUGUAAAUACUGCAGCUUCCAGACGUCGGAGCUGAACCUGUUCACCAUGCACGUGGACGCCGAGCAUCCCGACGUCGUCCUCAACGCCUCCUACGUCUGCGUGGAGUGUGACUACCACACCAAGAGCUACGACGCGCUGCUGGCCCACAAUGCCCGGCUGCACCCCGGCGAGGACGGCUUCACCAGAACGCUGCUGCGGCGGAACGGCGAGGCGGUUCUCCAGCAGACCGUCAGCGACCUGACCUUCGACGGCGGCUUCGUCAAGACGGAGGCGGAGGAGGCGGAGGAGGCGGCGGCGGCGGAGGAGGAGGACGACGACUCGGCCCAGACCGCCAUCGCGCUCAGCAAGACGCCCAUCAUGAGGAUCCGCGGCCGGCCGGAACCCAAGAGGUUCUGCUCGCUGAAGGCGGGCGGCGCCGACGACGUCAUCAAGCUGGAGAGCGACGAGGACGAGGAGAACGAGGAGAACCGGGAGCCGCCGGCCGCCGCCGCCGCCGCCCCCCGGCUCCUCCCCCUCUCCGCGCCCCUGCACCUCCAGGCCGUCCCGCAGAACCUGCUGCUGGGCGGCUCCAGCGUGCUGCAGGUGAAGGGCGGCGGCGGCGGCGCCGGCGGCGUUCUGCCGCCCGGAACCCUGGCCCAGGUCCUGACGGCGCUGCAGAACCAGCAGAACCAGCAGAACCAGAGCAGCCAGACGCAGCUGCUCAUCCCGGUCAGCAGCAUCCCGUCCUACAACAGCGCCAUGGACAACAACCUGCUGCUGCUCAGCGCCUACAGCAGGUUCCCCUACCCGUCGCUCUCGGAGAUCCUGGGUUUGUCGUCUCAGACGAAGUUCAGUGAAGAACAAAUCAAAGUUUGGUUUUCAGCUCAGAGGCUGAAACACGGAGUGAGCUGGACUCCAGAGGAGGUGGAGGAGGCUCGCAGGAAGAAGUUCAACGGCACGGUGCAGACCGUCCCGCCCACCAUCACCGUCAUCCCCGCCAACAUGGCCGCCGCCGCCGCCAACGGGCUGCAGUCCAUCUUCCAGACGUGUCAGAUCGUGGGCCAGCCGGGCCUGGUCCUCACGCAGGUGGCCGGGGGCGGGGCCGCCGUGCCCGUGGCCCCGCCCAUCACGCUGACGGUCGCCGGCGUCUCCGGCGCCCGGCCCAAAGCCGCCGAGCCGUCGGUCUCCGAGUCCAGGGCCGAGCCGUGCACGGCCGCCGCGCCGCCUGACGCCGCCGCCGGCGGAAAACCCAAGAAGUCCAAAGAGCAGCUGGCGGAGCUGAAGGCGAGCUACGGCCGGCGGCAGUUCGCCAGCGAGGCGGAGAUCUCGCGCCUCAUGCAGGUCACCAAGCUGUCCAAACGCGCCAUCAAGAAGUGGUUCAGCGACACGCGCUACAACCAGCGGAACUCCCGGGACCACGGCCUGCUGGGCGAGGCGCCCGGCAGGGCGGCGUCUGGCCGCGCGCCACGGAGCGCUGGCGCCGGCCCCAAUGACGGCGCCGCUGCCGCCGGUGCCAUCGUCAUCGACUCCAGCGACGACGCCGGCGAAUCGUCAUCGCCGACGUCCGGCGGCGCCCCGGGCUCGUCCGUCUCCGCCCCCGAGCGCCGCGUCAAGCUGCGCCACGCCUUCCCCGACUUCACGCCACAGAGGUUCAAGGAGAAGACGGCGGAGCAGCUGCUGCUGCUGGAGGCCAGCUUCCUGCAGGCCGACACGCCGUCCGACGAGGAGCUGAGCCGCCUGCGGGCGCAGACCAAGCUGACGCGGCGCGAGGUGGACGCCUGGUUCACCGAGAGGAGGAAGGCGCCUGCGGCGAGCGGCGAGGCCGACGGCGACGGGCCGCCGGCCGAGCGGCGGAGUGGCGGCGGCGGCCGGCGGGCGGUGAAGAGGACGCCCGAACAGCUCAACAUCCUGAGGACCGCCUUCAUCCGCACGCAGUGGCCCACCGCCGCCGAGUACGACGCCAUGGCGGAGCAGAGCGGCCUGCCGCGCCACGACAUCGUCAGCUGGUUCGGAGACACCCGCUACGCCUGGAAGAACAACAGCCUCAAGUGGUACUACCUGUACCAGAUCGGAAAGGUGGACGAGGCGCUGAACGGAGGAUCCAGGACCCAGAAGAAGUCCAGGAAGCGUUUCCGUGGCUGGUCCAGGAGGAGCCGCCGGCCGUAUCCCUGCAAACGCUCUCCAGCAGGGGGCGCCGCUACCAUCAAGGUCAAACCGGGGAAGUCCUUCCUGAAGGACUACUACCUCAAACACGGCUUCCUGAGCGAGAGCGACCUGGACGAACUGGUCACCAAGUCCAGCAUGAGCUACCAGCAGGUCCGGGACUGGUUCUCCGAGACGGCCAGGAGGGCCCAGGACGGCAGGAAGCUGUUCAGCGAGGACGAGGAGGACGGGGACAAGGAGGACGUCAUGGAUCAGGAGGAGGCUGAAGGUCAGCGGGCCGACGGCGACGGCGUGAUGGAGGUCAAAGAGCAAGGAGACGAGGAGGAGGAGGUCCAGGAGGACGAGGAGGUCCAAGAGGAGGUCCAGGAGGAGGUCCGGGAGGACGAGGAGGUCCAGGAGGAGGUCCGGGAGGACGAGGAGGUCCAGGAGCAUUCUGAAGGCGUCGGCCAAUCACAGUCCGAGGAGCAGACAUGAGCAUAGAGGUCAGACGUCGACCAGGAAGCGUCUGUGUUUCUCAGCGGGCGGUUCGGGACCGAGAGACGGCCGCAGGACGGGUUCAUGCUAACAGACAUUCAUGCUAACAGUCAGAGCCGCUGACUUCACUCUCCAAGGCUUUUAUUUUGGCGAGAAUGACUGAACUCUUACUUUGAUCUUUUGGGUCUUUUUCUAAAAAAAAUGGAAAAAAAAAACCAAGAAAAAAAUGUUUGUAUAAAAAAUAAAAUCCACAACAUUUCUACCAGAGGUUUUUCAAAAGAAAAUCAGAAGCAUCUGAAGUCUCCGAACAUUCAGGAGAAAAGUUUUUUGUUUUUUCUGUGAAUUUCCGGAUCAGUGCCAUCCUCUUUUAUUCUGAAGGUUUUGUCUUCGUUCCAGGUGACUUCCUGUUGAACCUGUGAUGCUCUUAUUUUGCGUUCCGUCGAGGUUCUUUCAGUUCCACGCUAACGGAACCCUCAGAGGAAAUCCACCUCUGGAACCCGAGGAGUCUGGGUCUGACAGCACUUCAAAAUAAAAGACAGAGGAACAGUCCUAUCAGACCGAACGGGAGCCAGAUCCGGUUCUGUCCUGCAGGGUGAACGGCAUUCUGGGAAACGUAGCACCAAAGAGGAAGAGCAGCUCCGUGCGUGGAACGUGGAUGGAGGGAUUGGAACCGGAACACGUUCGGGCGAUUCAGGAACAGAACCCUUUACCUCGAGGCGGUUCUCCAUACGGGUCGAGCGGUCCGCCGGGACCUCCGGGUUCCGCUCCGUUCCUGCAGGAACUUUUUAACCUUUGGUAUCAGAAGCAGCAGCCGUUCUCUGCCGCAUGCCGGAACGUUCCGCUGGCUUUAUUUAUUUAUUCUCCCCGGAACCCGCUUCUCUUUAUGACUGCAAGAAAAAAUAAAAGCGAGACGGUGAACGGC
This is a messenger RNA of Salarias fasciatus (jewelled blenny), 4085 nucleotides long. Its product is annotated as zinc fingers and homeoboxes protein 1-like. The record is from RefSeq and is a predicted model, not a curated record. The transcript is spliced from 8 exons. Gene Ontology annotation, biological process: regulation of transcription by RNA polymerase II. NCBI's taxonomy places the organism in Eukaryota, Metazoa, Chordata, Actinopteri, Blenniiformes, Blenniidae. Bases 389 to 3163 code for a protein of 924 amino acids. Gene Ontology annotation, molecular function: DNA-binding transcription factor activity, RNA polymerase II-specific; DNA binding. Gene Ontology annotation, cellular component: nucleus.